Molecule: messenger RNA, 1473 nt
Organism: Neodiprion fabricii
Lineage: Eukaryota; Metazoa; Arthropoda; Insecta; Hymenoptera; Diprionidae
Product: putative nuclease HARBI1
Exons: 5
Coding region: 1-1116 (371 amino acids)
Source: RefSeq, a predicted model, not a curated record
AUGGGGGCAAAAGCGAUGAGGGAUAUACGGGCGUCGGUAAGGUUGUUUGUGAGAAGGAUGGCAGAGGGUCAUCUUGCGAUAGAUGUAUUGAAUUUAGAUUGUAGAGUCAGGCGUUCAGAACAAAAAUUAGAACGCAAGUUGAUGCGAAGAGAGCAAGACUCAUUUGAUUCAACAAAUGAAGAGUUUAUUGAAUUAUACCGCAUAAACCCACAACUUGCAGCAGACCUGAUUGACACUCUACAGCCUAGUUUACAACGUGUAUUAACAGCUGUGAGAUUUUAUGCUACCGGUUAUUAUCAACGUCCAGUAGGAGACCAGUGCGAUAUCUCAUUAAGUCAGUCAUCAGUGAGCCGGUGCAUUCGUGAUGUCACAAAUGCUAUUAAUGAACGAUUACUAAAGCCAUGGGUACAAUUUCCCAUGACUCCGGAAGACCGGCAACGAGCAGCAUCUCAAUUUGUCACCGCACGUCAACCAUUUCAAGGAGCUAUUGGAGCAAUUGAUUGCACUCAUGUCGCAUUGUUUGGGCCUAGAGAACAUCAGGUGGCAUAUGUUAAUCACCAUGGAUAUCACUCACUCAAUGUGCAAGCGAUAUGUGAUCGUAAUUUAACGAUAUUAAACAUCAAUGCACGUUAUCCUGGGGCAAGAAAUGAUACAUACAUAUGGAAUACAUCCUCUGUACGACGCAUAAUGGAGCGUGAAUAUAAUCGAGGAGAAAGAACGUUUCUUUUUGGUGACCAGGGUUACCCCUUGGAACCACGCCUGACUCCAUUACCUAAUGAACGAGAAGAAACCCAACGUUUCAAUUAUAAUCAAUCGUUGUGUAGUGCAAGAAACUGUAUUGAACGAUUGUUUGGAGCGCUUAGAAGUACGUGGAGGUGUCUUUCUAAACACAGAGUUUUGCAAUAUGAGCCUGGAAUGGCUGGAAAAAUUGUUAAUGCCUGCGCAGUAUUACACAAUAUGCGUAUUGAUUUUGGGCUACAACCAGAUAUGUAUGAGGAUCCAAAUGAAUAUGUAAUAAAUAUACCUAACAUGGCGAACAUGGAUGAUGAUGACGACAAUAAUCUUCCGCCUCUUGCACUUGCUCGCCGUAUUCAAGAUCGGUUAAUACAUGCAUGAUUUAGAUUAUGAAAGAUCUAAUGUUGUUACGGUGGAUGUAGACCAUGAGAGGCAUAAUAUUGGUACGGGGGAACAAGUUACUCUUCAUCGAUUGAUUUAAUUUUGAGAUUUUGCUGAGCGGAGCGCAGACUACUAUGACUGUCAAUACACUGGGACUUUUGGGUCCGGCCGUUCGUUAUAUACCCAAGAUAUGCUUACGUAUCGCAGUGGAGGUGGCACAAGUCAGGGGUGGUUUUAUGUUUUUGUUUCUGGCAAAUUCCGUACCCCUGACUUGGCUGACGCGGCGCGUAGGCCAUACUCAAGUAUACGGGUGUAUGGGCCUGCUAGCCGUCUAAGGAUAGCGGUACCCUGGGCAAA